This is a messenger RNA of Heterostelium album PN500, 327 nucleotides long. RefSeq lists its product as uncharacterized. The record is from RefSeq and is a predicted model, not a curated record. The coding region runs from base 1 to 327 and encodes 108 amino acids. The transcript has 2 exons. NCBI's taxonomy places the organism in Eukaryota, Evosea, Eumycetozoa, Acytosteliales, Acytosteliaceae.
AUGAAUAAUAAAAAGAUAGAUUGGAGAGAUCUCUCAAAUGAAGAAAAAGAGAGAAUUAAAUUACAAAGUAAAAAACAUUUAAAAAAGAUACAACUAUUAUUAUUAACACCUAUAUUCAUUCGAAAACAUAUAAAGAAAGAAGUAUGUGAUAAACUUGUUUGUAAUACAUGCCCAGAUGAAAAGUUUACAUCAAUUUCAAUGUAUAGGCUACAUUUAGAGUCAAAGAGACAUUUGAGAAGAUUUAAACGGUCAGCGGUUGCCGAUACUUGGGAUUGUAAGAUAUGCAAUCUACCAUUACCAAAUGAAUCAGAAUGGGUAAUAAAAUAA